AUGCAACUCAGAACUCUGGCAGUUGUGGUUGCCUCCUUAACGCUGGCGCAGGCUCGCCCAGAAGCACGACUUUAUCGUCGGGAGUUGCCAGUGCGCAAUGAUACCAAUGUCCAAGGUGGAUCCAAUCCGCCCCCAGCUGCUGUCCCAGAACCAUUGAUGACAACUGAGCAACCUGCAGCCAUACCUUCAAUUACUGCUGCAAUCAGUGACACUGCUGUUGCAGCUGUGAUCCCUCCUGACCCUGCAACUGUCACUGCGUCAGCCAUUGAGACCACUACGUUUCCAAGCGUCGAGUCCGCUGCACUAUCAACCACCAUGGGGCUUGCUGAGCCUGUAGUUGAAGCUCCUGCACCUUCAACAACCACAACGAGCAGCACAGCUCCUGUCAUUGACGAAGCCUCGACUUCGACUACAACUUCUACAAGCCCAACUGCUGUAGGGGAAGUUGAUGUUACUAGCUCCGAAUACCAGUGGUCGGAUUGGGUUUCUUUCACCUCAUCAAGCACGGGUGACACAACUGUGGAUGGAGCAACCCCGGCUACAACUACAACAACUGAGAAUGGCGAAGCCGAGUCUACUUCAACUACCACUACAAUUACAAAUAAGAAAGGUGAGGAUGAGAUCACUUCAGCUACCUCGACGACUACAAGUACCAAGAAAGACGAAGAUGAGACCACUACUAGUAAUGUUAAAGACGAGACAACUUCAACUUCUACUGCCACCACAACUACAAGCACAACUAAGAGCACCAAGGGCGAAGAUGAGACCACUACAACUAGCGCAACCAAAGUUGACGCUGCCACCACGUCAACCACUACAAGCACUGGGACUACUACCCAGAAGACGACCAAGGACGUCGAAUCGUCGUCAACUAGCACCACUACUAGACCAAGCGUGGAUGGCGUAACAACCUCCUCGACCACCACAACGGAAGAAAUGACCUGGGACGAUUGGAUGUCCUCGACGAGGAGGCAUACGAAUGUUGAUGGCGAUGGUUCCUCCCAAACCACGACCAGUGCCGCAACACUGGAGACGAAGCAGAAGACAACGGAUGAGAUCAAGGAGUCUCCGAGAACUUCGAAGAACAUGGAUGGUCAAAGCUCUGUCGUUGAACCAGUAUCAAGCCCAACAAUCGUUCGCAAGCCAAGCACUAAUCAGCAGGUUGAGCAAACAACCAGCUCUAGGCCUGUUGUUAGCGUGACCAUUGAGGAAUCAGUGGCGACCUUGACUCUUGGCACAGGGCCAACAGCAUCAGUCAUAACUACAACUAUCCGGUUGACCAAGACCUUCACUGUGACAAAUACGAUAUAUGCUACCAUCACACGCCCAUCACCUACCGGCAGGCCAGAUGGGCCAGGUGCACCAGUUGGCAACGUGGCUGUUCCGAGCGACGUUGGCAUUCCAAAGGACGAAGCCACUACAACUGUGACGCUGGUGUCUACCACUACACAAACUGUUUAUGUCACCCCUGCUCCGAUCACAAAGACUGUAACCGAUGGCUCAUGCAGUAUCUCAUAUGUUACUGUCACCGAAGUGUCUAAAAGCACAGUCACAGUGACCGAGACCCCUAGUGGGAGAAGGCCGCCCGUUAGACCGUCUCCGCCGGUUGCCAUAGUCGACCCAGAGGAAACUAGCACUUCGACCACUGUGUCUUCUACUUCGACUACAAGUUCGUCGUUGUCCUCGUCUUCCUCCACCCCCACCACCCCCACCUCCUCUUCCUCUUCUACUUCUUCUAGCUCAACCACUUCAGCCACUUAUACAGGCCCUUAUGGCCUCGGGAAUGGCACUCGACCAGAACAUCUCAAUUCGGCGAGCUCCGGAUUCAUGACAGUGUCGACACAGGCUGCUCCAACGGGAUGGAAAGCAUAA
This is a messenger RNA of Exophiala aquamarina CBS 119918, 1872 nucleotides long. RefSeq lists its product as uncharacterized. NCBI's taxonomy places the organism in Eukaryota, Fungi, Ascomycota, Eurotiomycetes, Chaetothyriales, Herpotrichiellaceae. Bases 1 to 1872 code for a protein of 623 amino acids. The transcript has a single exon. The record is from RefSeq and is a predicted model, not a curated record.